CAAGAACUCCUUGGUGGCUCUUGAUAUGGCAUUUGAGACGGUGCAGGUGCCCUGGAGCCCGGAGCACCAGAUCCAGCGGCCAGUGCUCACAAGCCAAGUCCUGGACAAGGAGGAGAAAGCUGCCUUCCCGCUGAAUGGCCAAGCCCCUCGGUAUCUGCACUUCGCCUCGAGCCAGGAGAACCAGUGGGGUCAUCAGCGCAGCUACCGCAUCCAGAUCGUCAGCUUUGCAGGCGAGCACCUGCCCGAGACAAGCACCAUGGAGAAGUCGAUCAGCUGGGGCAGGUACAAGGUGGCGGUCACCAAGCAGAAGGAGGAGGAGCUGACCAGCACCUGCAUCUAUAACCAGAACGACCCCUGGGAGCCCUUGGUGGCCUUUGUCGACUUCAUCGACAACGAGACCAUCACCAACGAG
Messenger RNA from Gekko japonicus, 412 nucleotides. Its product is annotated as membrane primary amine oxidase-like. Gene Ontology annotation, molecular function: primary methylamine oxidase activity; quinone binding; copper ion binding. The transcript has 2 exons. The annotation marks the transcript as partial. The record is from RefSeq and is a predicted model, not a curated record. NCBI's taxonomy places the organism in Eukaryota, Metazoa, Chordata, Lepidosauria, Squamata, Gekkonidae. Gene Ontology annotation, cellular component: plasma membrane. Gene Ontology annotation, biological process: amine metabolic process.